CUCUGGAUUUUAUUUCCUUUCUGUGUUUUUAAUUUUUUUUAUUUUUAUUUUUGUCUUUUUGAGACAGUUUCAUUACAGUUCAGGCUGGUCUUGAACUCACUUCAUAACCCAGACUGGCCUCAAACUGACAGCAAUACUCCUGCCUCAGCCUCCUGAGUGCUGGGAUUAUAGGCAUAUAUCACCACGCCUGGCCCUCUGCUGGUUUUUAUUUUUAAAUUUUACUUUUAAUUUUCUGUCUUCUUUACUUUAUUUUAUUGAUUUUCUACUUAUUCUACCAGAUUUUAAUUUUUUUCUUUGUCAUCUUUUAGACAAAUUCUAUUUAGGUUCACAGAUAUUUAAGUUCACUAAUCUUAUCUAUAACAGCCCACCCUUAAGCUUGUCCAGCUAUGUCCACUUGGGGCCUCAGGCCUUGUCUCCUGGGCUCCUGGGUGCCCCAGCGGGCACAGAGGGCUGCUGUGCCAUCCACCUCUGCCUUGGGUCAGCGAUGCUGGCUGCCCGGACACUGCCCCGCUGUGGGCCGUUUCUCUGUGUCCCUGCGUGUCCAGUAUUCUCUGAGUGGAUGCCAGGUACUGCAAAUUUCACCUUGUGGGCUGCUGGAUACAUCUGUAUUCUCACAAAUCUCCAGUUCAGCUGGAAAUGCAUUUUAGCUGCCUGAGUCUAGUUACUUCUGGGACUGGUGAGCAGGGUGGACAGUGCUGCCCUCUCCCUGUACGCCGUAUGUGCCCCUGCCAGGGACAGGGCCACCACGGACCCAUGGUGAGCGCACUGCUGUUUGGACUCCGUGGCCCUCCUGUGGCUGCCCCUCUUUCCUCUGGGCAUCUCUGGGCACUAUGCCUGGCACGGCUGCAUCCUGGGCACUGCAGGUGUCACCAGGCCACAGCCGCCUCCUCCCAACCGUUCACUCCUGAUGCCUGGGCUCUGCAAACCAGUGCCCUGUGUUUAUUCUUGUUUUACUUUUUAAUUAUUUCAGGUGGGAAACAAUCUAGCUUCCUCUUCAUACAUCUUGGAUUAUUUUUUAAAAUCAAAGUAACAACUAUUUCCUUUUUAAAAGCACACAGAGACAGCAGCACUGAGUCUGCCCCGGCCCUCUUCUCAGCACCUUCGCCUCUCGGCAGAGCAGUCUCUGGCCCUGAAUUCUAGUUUGCAGAUUCUCUCUUCAUCCGGGUCUAAACUGUGGUUAAAACCAUUCAGUGAGCUCUGAGUUUGGAAUUUUGUGUUUUUCAUUUCUAGAAGUUCCAUGAUGGCUCUUUGAAAAAUCUCUCCUGUCAAAUUUAUAGUUUCCAGUUGUUGCAAAGAAUUUACAAGCCUAGCUAGAUCCCCCUGAGCAUAAUAAGCACAUUCAUUUUAUGGUUUCUGGCUGAUAAUUUGCUCUCUGGAUUUCUUCACAUCUCUUUUUCCAUGGUAUAUCACUCAUGUUUCUGAUUUUUUUGCUUAUGUUCUAAAGAGGUAUUUGAUUUUAUUGAAAUCACUAUCUCAGGCUAAGGGUUAUGCUGUCAUUGUGCCCACAGGGCUCUGAUUUGUAAUUUUUGUUUGUUUUUUGAGUAUUGGGGAUUAAACUCAGACUCUCACGCAUGCCAGGCAGGCACUGGGCCACACAGCUAUGUCCCCAGCCUUCCAAUUUGCUUUGCCAGUGACUGGGGUACCUGAGCCGCUGGGGUCACACUGUGCAGACACUUGCAAGUGCCAGGUUGGAGCUGCCCAGUGACUCAAGGCCAGGCUGAGGUCCACCAAGGCUGCCCCACUUCUGACUCAGCCUCCCCCGUGCUUUCCUCUGUGUCCAGCCAAACGCAGGUGUGGCCGACUAUGGGUCACACCCUCGUGGGGCCUGGCUCCCUGCUUUGCUUCCCUGGUUCCAGAGGCCCAGUGCUCCCUUCCUGCAAGGCAGAACCGGCCCUCUCCGGCCACCUCACUCUGGGUUAUCACUGCCCCUGGGGGCCCUCCUCUGAGGGUGUUCCUGCCCACCAGAGUGUCCACCCCACAGGGCCACUGCACUUCAUGCCCCUGGAUCAUUUCCAUUUGUUUCUGUGGGCUCCCCCUCUGCUUCUGCAUGCAGAUCACCCACGGUGUCAGGGCCUCCUGUCCAUGUCUGCGGGGGACUGAGGCUCUGUGUACCACCUUCUCAUUCCAGAUUUUAUUCCUCAGUAGAGGCAGUGCUUGUUUCUCUGAAUCCACAGGUUGAAAUCCCAGCUGCCAGUGUCAGGGUGUCCAGGUGAGGCCCAGGGGUGAGGUCCAAGAGUUCUUGCACCCUCUUCCAGUUUUCACCCCAGGAGGGGCCUCUUGAGGAUCAGCCAUGCUGACCCUACCCCAGGCAUGAGCCUCCAGACCAGAAGAGCAAGACUGUGUUAUUUGGGAAUGGGGAACCACUCCAAUAAAUCUCCUAGGUUCUCCUUGGAAAGAAAGAAAAGCAACUCUCUCCACUUUGGAUAAAUCUGGCCCUAUCUCCAUGUACUGAUGAUAUGCACAGAGCUGGCCAGGCUGUUUCUUUGUCCCUUCAAUUGGCUUUAAGCAGUGUAAACUUGCCUGGGACCCAGCAUAGGAUUUUGCGUGGGAGCUGAAGCACCAGCCCCAGAUUAAUAGCUACUGCCUCAGCUGUGUUAUGCAGAUUGCUCUCCUGCAUUUCUUGCCCUCUGCAUAAUGCAGAGGUGACCUCAGACCUCCUACCUAGCCCAGCUCAUCAUGGUAGUCAUAGCUGUCACAUAUUUCCAGUCACUCAUCCCUGAGCCACUCCCCUCAUGGAGAAUUAAUAAAACCCAGGUUGGGCUCUGGGUUGAGGCCUUUAUUCUGGUGAACAUCAUCUUGGCUAGACUUAGGACCCCUGGAUCUCCACAACUGUACAUAUGUCUCAGUGUCUGAGGGUUGCACUGGAAGUGGUAGAUUGGAAUUCAUUCACUGGAAUUCCAGUAGCUUCUUCAUGGGAUUACAAAUAUCAACCUUUCCGGACCACCUCGAGCACAUGAAAAGGUUCUCUAUAUUCAGGUCCUCAGCCCAGGCUGUGACAAGGCUGUCCAGGACCUGUCAACUUUUUUGCAGACUGGGUCCCACUGCUGUGUAAACACUACAGCAUCAUCGGAAACCUCUUUCCAGGGAUACAUCUGCCUGACUCCUCCUGGGCCUGUACUUUUCCAUGUGAAUUACAAGCUUUAAGCAAGUUUUUUGGACAACAUUUCAGAUGUGUGUUAGGGCCGCGGUGGAGGAGCCAGGCUCUGCAGACUGGAGACCAUCGGUUCCACACCGUCUCCCCGUUCUCCUGACAUCGAUAUCCAGAUACAGGAGUAUCGCUACCUUCGACCUGUACGUGGGCCUCACCAACCUGCGGGCUGCCGGUGCGCACACACAGUGGUUCGCCGUGAGCCGCUUGAUCCUGCACCCCACCUACCAGAUGUGGCACCCCGUGGGCGGGGACGUGGCACUGGUGCAGCUGCAGUCGCGCAUCGAAUUCUCAGACGCAGUGGGGCCCGUGUGCCUGCCGCCACCCACCCUGCAGCUAGACAACAGCUCUGCCUGCUGGGUCACGGGAUGGGGGCUCGUGUCUCAGCAGGGCGACUUCUCGAGCCAGCUGCAGGAGGCCCAGCUGCCCCUGAUCCCGAUGACCCUGUGCAGGAUGCUCUAUUCACCUUCGGCCAUCCAGCCUGACAUGCUGUGCGCUGGGGACCUAAAGACGGCAUGUGAGGGUGACUCUGGGGGUCCACUGGUGUGUGAGCUCAACCACACGUGGGUGCAGGUUGGAAUUGUGAGCUGGGGUCAGGGGUGCACCCAGCAACUGUACCCUGCCGUGUUUGCCAGAGUCUCCUAUUUCUCCCAUUGGAUCCGCUAUCACAUGGAGAAAACACCCCUUCCUCCCCAGCCCACCCCUGCGCUGUCCCCUGCCCGAAGGGCCACCCUCAGUGUGCUCGUGACAGCGCUGGCCAGCCUGGCUGUGUCCUGAUGACCAGCCCCCACACUGUCCCAUCCAUGGCCAGGCUGGUCAAGGCUGGCCCAACUGUGGGCUGCAGGGGGCUGGGGGGGUGUGGAGGAGAGGUAAUUGGAAGGCCCCAGAGGAGAAGAUAGUAAACAUUUGUAAAGCAGCA
Molecule: messenger RNA, 4067 nt
Organism: Cavia porcellus (domestic guinea pig)
Lineage: Eukaryota; Metazoa; Chordata; Mammalia; Rodentia; Caviidae
Gene: Prss38
Product: serine protease 38
Exons: 4
Coding region: 3170-3925 (251 amino acids)
Biological process (GO): proteolysis
Molecular function (GO): serine-type endopeptidase activity
Source: RefSeq, a predicted model, not a curated record